AUUACAUCUGAUUUAGAUUGUGCUGUUAUUUCCACGCAGAAGUUACUACGUACGCGUGAAUACUCGAGUUUUGUUGGCUGGUACCAAUUUCUGUGUUUGUGAAAUCGUAGUUGCGCUGAGAUAUGAAAAAGACUUGGGAUGGUUUACUUCUGGUCUGUUUUUGCCUAGGAGCUUUCAGUUUCGAGUAUGGAGAUGAUGAAAAAGAACCCAUUUUCCUCACCGCUACAGUUGGGGGUUGGGUACUCUUGAGCUGCGAUAUAGAUUUUCCUGAUAGUAUGCCUAUACCUUUCAAAUUAUAUUGGAACAAAGAUCAACGAACAAUAUUUACAUAUCACAAAGGCGUUAUAACCUCCAAUGAACCAUAUGUGGGACGUCUUAAUCUAGUAGAACUUCCACAUCGUAGAUAUGACAUAGUUACUGUAAAUCUAACAUCUAUUAGGGAAUCAGAUGAUGGAUGGUUCCAGUGUAAAGUGACCUUUCCCAACCGUACGCCUAGUAAGAGGAAUAAGAAUGGCACUUGGUUUCACCUUUCAGUGAAUGGAGGAAACUUGCUCGAAGUUCCUCCCAUAAAUCAAACUGUGAUAGAAGGAGAAGAAGCUCGAUUGACUUGUUUACCGAAAGAUAGCGAAAUGAAAGUAAUAUGGUAUAAGGAUGGAAUACCCAUAAAAGAUUUUCCCGAUAUGGGCCACAGAUCAUGGACUGAAUCGGAUGGAACGCUAGUUAUAAGACCGACAAGUAUGGAGGAUUAUGGUGAAUAUGAAUGUGAAGUUAUCCACGGAACAGGGGAUAGGCAAGCAGCAAGAGCCUUCCUUGAUAUACAAUACAAGGCGAAAGUAAUUUUUGCACCCCCAGAAAUACACCUGCCAUACGGCCGACAAGCAAUAAUCGACUGCCAUGUGAAGGCUAAUCCGCCUCUCAAUAACCUGAAUUGGGAAAAAGAUGGGUUUCUUUACGAUCCUUACAACAUACCAGGGGUUUUCUACAAGAAAAAUGGUAGUUUAUUGAUUAGCAAAGUAGAUGACAGCCACAAUGGUCAAUAUACUUGUACGCCAUUCAACAAACUUGGUACCCAAGGUCCAUCGCCACCAAUGCAGGUUAUAGUCCAAAAACCACCAGUAUUUUUAUCACGCCCGAAUAAUAUGUAUAUAAAGAAAUUGGGAGAACCAAUAAAUAUACCUUGCACCGCUAAAGAUGGACAGAAUGGACAUAAACCAACAGUUAUUUGGUACAAGAAAGAUGGAACAUCCCUACCUAUGGGGAGAUCGGAAAUAAAAAAUGGAAACUUAUCCAUCUAUAAUCUCCAAGAAGAGGACAGAGGACUAUACGUCUGUUCGGUUACCAACAAAGCUUCGACGAUCACUGCAGAAACAGAACUACUUGUUGAAACAAUUCCAUCAAGUGCACCUCAUAACUUGACCGGUAUAAGUACAGCUCAUAGCGUAUACCUGAGAUGGUCGGCUGGGCGUCAAAGGGUGAAUGUAAAUUAUAGCAUUUGGUACAAACCGGUGGAAAAUAAGGAAUGGAAGACCUACGAUGUACCACCAUCUUCAUAUCUCGAUGCUACUAUCGAAAAUUUGGAUCCAGGCCGGGAAUACGAGUUUAUGGUCCUCUGCAGGGAUGAAUUUCGUGAAGGUUUAUUCAGCAAGGCGAUACGUUUGUGGACGAAAAAAUCUGAUGGAGAAGAAAUCCCGAGUUCUCCUGAUAAUUCAUUUCUACCUCCAGUUGGAUUUCCAAGAAAUGUAACUGUAACACCUGCUUAUAAAGGUUUUCAGGUUUCUUGGUUGCCACCAGAAUAUGGAUUGGAGCAUUUGAAAUUCUACGUUGUGAGAUGUACACAGGGUGUCGAGGAAUAUCCCUUGUUAUCUUAUGAGACCAGAAAUAAUUCCCAUAUCAUUACCGAUUUGCCGGAAGGGAGUCAGUAUGGAAUUCAAAUAAUAGCAGUCUCCCACGAUGACCAACAGGCUAUUAGCGAGAAGGUGGCCAUAAAUAUUCCAGAAUACAGAAAAGUACAAGCAAUUUCCACCGGUAUUAUUGCUGGCUUAGCUUUACUGGUUAUAGUCUUUUCAGUAAUCUACUACCUUAAAUCCAGAUGGUGGAAACAAAAACGAAAGGAACAGAUGCUUGAAAAAAACGGAAAAAUUAUUGUACGCUAGGAACAAAAAAGUACAACACCGUGGAUCCUGAAAAAUUAGGAGAUAUCUGGAAAUUUAUUUAUAUUCAUAAAAUAAUAAUAAAUCAUGUCCAUAAAGAAACAUUUGAAAUA
Coccinella septempunctata (seven-spotted ladybird) is the source of this 2263-nucleotide messenger RNA. RefSeq names its product protein borderless. Gene Ontology annotation, cellular component: axon; plasma membrane. Gene Ontology annotation, biological process: dendrite self-avoidance; axon guidance; homophilic cell-cell adhesion. The transcript is spliced from 7 exons. Lineage: Eukaryota; Metazoa; Arthropoda; Insecta; Coleoptera; Coccinellidae. Bases 123 to 2153 code for a protein of 676 amino acids. The record is from RefSeq and is a predicted model, not a curated record. Gene Ontology annotation, molecular function: cell-cell adhesion mediator activity.